Rhizophagus irregularis DAOM 181602=DAOM 197198 is the source of this 750-nucleotide messenger RNA. Lineage: Eukaryota; Fungi; Glomeromycota; Glomeromycetes; Glomerales; Glomeraceae. The record is from RefSeq and is a predicted model, not a curated record.
AAAAAAAAAUAAUUUCUUUGGUAAGAAAUUUAUAUAUUUAUAAGCGAUUUCCAGAUGAGUGACAAUUCAGUAAUCGAAAUCGAAGUUGAUAAAAUUGAUGAUAAAAUCGAAGUUGAUAAAAGAUGUUGAUAAAAAUGUUGUUGAUUCGAUGAUGAACGACAUAAUGGUAAAUCUAUUACUAUGGUAGAAAUAUCACCAAAUGAAAAAUACCUUAUUACUUAUAGUGAAGAAGAUGGUUCAAUUGUACAACUUGAAUUUCAUCAAGCUGUUAAAACUAAUGGAGAUAAUAAAGAUAAGAAAUAUGGAAUCAACCGUUUAUGCGUUUCCGAUGAUAAGAAACUUGCUUAUAUUACUUAUACUAUUACUGUUUGAAACAAAAAAUAUCGGAAUAUUCAGUAAUGAUGAAAAAUUUAUUUUUCUAAAUAUCAAUGAUAAAAUCAUCGUUUAUUCAAUCGAAUUGGGAAUUUUUAUUGCUUCUUUGGAUAUAAAUGAUGGUAACCAUUUUUAAAUAUUCAACUAUAUAAUUUUAUGUAUCAUACUGGUUUAUUUCUUUUACCUUCUUUAUUCUAUUUUACUUCGGAUGAAGAAAUCAAAUAUUGCUGGAACAAUAAAUACGAAAAUAUGUUUAAUCAAAUAAAACCAACUGAUGAAUCAACUGAUGAUAAAAUUGUUGAAUGUGAUGAAUACUUAAAUGUUCAUUCAUUUAAUCUAUAUAUGGAUACUGUGUCUACAUUAUUUCAAAAAGUCACA